GCGAUAAAAAAUAAACCCAAACUCUCUGAUCACCCUCGUUCAGCAGAAUCACAGGUGCACCAAACACUGAAACCAAAGCCACUUUAAUAUUAGGUUAGACUCCUCAAACCCAAACAGAGAUUGCCGCCACAAAUAGGGAGCACCUCCUUCUCGCUCUCUAAAACCCUAGCCCCUCUUAUCUUGACUUGAAACCCAUGUCUGAGAACAAUGACGAUGCCAUGGCAACGCUUGUUUCCAACCCUCAAGCGGAGCUCGAGGCUUCAGACUGUUGCAGGAAACGAAAACCAGAGGCCCCAUUACCCCCCGAGCCGGAGAAAAACCCUAAAUUUACCGAUUCGCUCUCGAUAAAGAAAGUACACAAGGAAGAAGCAGAAGAAAAAGAAAGAGUAGAAGCGAAAGAGGAAGAAGGAGAAGAAUGCAUAGAGAGAGAGGAGGAGGGGGUGAAGAUUGUUGCCGAGCUUAAGGGGAAAUGCUCUUCGGACUCUAAUGGUAAGGGAAAGGCUAAAAUGGGCGAUAAGGGAAAGGGAAAAAUGGAGGAAAUUAAAAAUGAAGAUGACGAUGAUGAUGGCGACGACAACGACGGUGAUGAUGGUUAUGAUGAUGAUAGUGAAGACUUAUCAGAUGAUCCAUUAACAGAGGUCGACCCCUCUAACAUUCUACCACCCAGGGCUCGAAGGCAAGCCUCUGUUUAUCCAGGGCCUUACCAGAUUGAUGAUAUUGAUGAUGAUGAUGAUGAUGAUGAUGAGGAUGACGAUGACGAUGACCAUUUGGAUAGUGAUGGUGAUAGUGAUGAAGGUGACGAUGAUGACGGUGAUAGUGAGUGAUCUUCGUGCUUAAUUGAGGGUAAGAGGAAGAUGAACAUCCUCAUAUGAAGAUGAUGGUGGUGUUGAUAGUGAUGAUGAUGAUGGAACACCAAUUUUUGAUGUGCUAUGCUUUGAGGUGGAGUGUUGGCUUGGGGAACAGAUACUGUAUGUGUUCUGAUACUCUCUCUCUAGACUUGAGAAUGCAGAGAUUCUGAUAUGAAUGGCUGAAAUUGCUUUUUGUAGUGGUUAUGUUCUCUAUGGUUACCAAAAUACUGCAUUUUAUGCGGCAUUAAUGUUGAUCCAACUUCAAAUUAUAAUGCGUAUUAUAUUCUUGUCUAUUUA
Molecule: messenger RNA, 1145 nt
Organism: Amborella trichopoda
Lineage: Eukaryota; Viridiplantae; Streptophyta; Magnoliopsida; Amborellales; Amborellaceae
Product: nucleolin
Source: RefSeq, a predicted model, not a curated record